GUUUUUUAUGACACACUGGGGGAAUGCUCAGCAGCUAGACCCAACACACACCAAUGAUUGUCCAAACUAACAGCGCAGGUGAGUCAGCCUCCUUAGCUGAUUGAUUUUAAUUUGGUAAAUGUAGAGAGGUGUAACUAGGGCGACACUGAGAGCAGCCUUAUGUUCGUGCGAGCACUUGCCGACACUUUGACCUAUCCAUCAUCAAAUUCAAGAACAAACAACUCACAAUACAGCUCGCAGAUCUCGUGAAACAUGAAGGUACAGUUUCUGAUACCUGUGGCAUUACUCGUGUCUGUCGCUUUGGUUGGGGUCAUAAAAAUACGGCAAAAUGAGCAGGACAAGGAGGAAAAACGGAGCAAGUUUCUAGAAAUCAAGCUGCGGGUGACCUACGAUGUGCUCGGAGAGUAUCAGAGCGAUACAGCAGAGACGGAGACCAAGCUGGAGAAGACCCAAACUGAGAUGAAAGCGCUGAUAGAGGAGGCGAACAUGGCCCAGGCCAAAGCUGAUAAGGCGAAGGGUGAAGUGGACGUCUGCCAGGGAGGCCAGAAAUUGGUAAAAGAUGGGCUGGGAUCAUUAGAGACAGAAAUCAAUAAUCUCAAAGCUGAACAUGAUAAGGAGAAGACCAGCUGGGCAACACAACUGGAAACACAGAAACAGCAACUAGCAGCACGGAGCGCAGUGUGUGACUUUUUGAAAGCAGAAUCACAUAUAGCAGGCAAUCUGUGUGGAGUGAUUGAGGCCCCUAAACCAGAAGCACCUAAAGCAGAGGCCCCUAAACCAGAAGCACCUAAAGCAGAGGCCCCUAAACCAGAAGCAGAGGCCCCUAAACCAGAAGCACCUAAAGCAGAGGCUCCCAAGAAGAGAUGAGGUUUUCCAACCUGUGUUUUUCACUCGACAACACUUCAUCUGUUUAAAAAGAGACACAGUUUUGGAUACUAUGCGACCAGAUUUCAACACAUACGGGUAGGAGUUGUAGUAGGAUUACUUAGGUCUCUAAUGGGAUGUUAAUGAGUAUUCCAUCUGUUAUUUGUUUUUUAUACAAGAAAAUUAAAAAUGAAGUUACAUUUUGAUGUGGGCAUAUGUUUUUGUGUGUAAGUUGGUGCAAAAUGCUUUUUGUAAUAAACUGAUUGUCAUAAUGCAAAUGUUUUGUGCUGGCCAGGUUUAAAAGGUUGACUGACAUUUGAACUUUUAAGAAACCCUAUUAUGUCAUUAUGCUCCACACAUAGCACACUGUACACAAUUGUGUACGGUCAUUCCUCCCUUAAUAGAUUUGUUUUAUAUAUAUAUAUA
Perca fluviatilis (European perch) is the source of this 1290-nucleotide messenger RNA. RefSeq lists its product as uncharacterized. The transcript has 4 exons. The coding region runs from base 253 to 867 and encodes 204 amino acids. Lineage: Eukaryota; Metazoa; Chordata; Actinopteri; Perciformes; Percidae. The record is from RefSeq and is a predicted model, not a curated record.